UGCCUAUGCCAAGAACCACUAUAAAUAUGGAACCAACUUGUAUUUGAUAAACCACACCAAUCAUCACAAACAUAAACACUAGAGCUAGCUAGCUUAGUGAAACUUCUUUGUUAUCAGAGGAUUUAGCUAAUGGCUCCUUUAAAUUGUUCUAGAUUAACCAUGACCAUGAGUAUGACUCUCUUUCUUCUCAUCAUAGGAGGGAGUGUCAAUGCACAACUUUCUACAAGCUUUUACUCAACUUCUUGUCCCAAACUAUCUUCCACAGUGCAAUCCACAAUGAAAUCUGCCAUAUCAAAAGAGGCCCGAAUCGGUGCUUCCAUCCUUCGGUUGUUCUUCCACGAUUGUUUUGUCAAUGGAUGUGAUGGAUCAAUUCUCUUGGAUGACACAUCAAGUUUUACCGGGGAGAAGAACGCUAACCCGAAUAGAAACUCUGCUCGUGGAUUCGAAGUCAUUGAUAACAUAAAGACAGCCGUAGAGAACGUAUGUCCUGGAGUUGUAUCUUGCGCUGAUAUUCUUGCCAUUGCUGCCGCAGACUCUGUCGCAAUUCUUGGAGGUCCGUCGUGGAAUGUAAAACUCGGAAGAAGAGACGCUAAGACGGCCAGUCAAUCUGCUGCUAAUACAGCCAUUCCAGCACCAACUUCUAACUUGAAUACACUUACCUCAAUGUUUAGUGCCGUUGGUCUUUCCACCAAGGACUUGGUCACAUUAUCAGGUGGUCACACAAUUGGACAAGCAAGGUGCACAACCUUUAGGACAAGAAUCUACAACGAGACCAACAUAGAUACUUCUUUUGCUACUACGAGACAAUCAAACUGUCCAAAUGCAGCAGGCUCCGGGGAUAACAAUUUGGCACCCCUUGAUCUUCAGACUCCCAUUUCUUUCGACAACAACUACUUCAAGAAUCUUGUUCAGAACAAAGGUCUUCUCCAUUCAGACCAACAACUUUUUAGUGGUGGGUCUACCAACUCUAUAGUGAGUGGAUAUAGUACUAAUCCAAGUUCUUUUUCAUCUGAUUUUGCUGCUGCUAUGAUCAAGAUGGGAGAUAUUAGUCCUCUUACAGGAUCCAAUGGAGAGAUCAGGAUGAAUUGUAGAAAAACAAACUAAUGUUUCUGUUGAAAUUAAUAUUAUGGGUCUAUGAUAUGCACAUACAUAAUUAAUAUUUUGUGUGUGUCAGAUAGAGAGAGCGCGUAGUGUGCAAUAAGUUGUUAAACAUGUUUUCGUUGUCUUUUGAUUCAAUGUACUUGAAAGAGUUAUGUAUUAUCUUUGUUUUAUUAAGUAUUUUGUUUCUUUAUUUAAAACAUUGUGAGAAGGAAUAUCAGUUUGAUUAUCCACAA
This is a messenger RNA of Lathyrus oleraceus (garden pea), 1334 nucleotides long. RefSeq names its product peroxidase P7. Gene Ontology annotation, molecular function: peroxidase activity; heme binding. Bases 130 to 1104 code for a protein of 324 amino acids. The transcript has 4 exons. Gene Ontology annotation, biological process: response to oxidative stress; hydrogen peroxide catabolic process. The record is from RefSeq and is a predicted model, not a curated record. Lineage: Eukaryota; Viridiplantae; Streptophyta; Magnoliopsida; Fabales; Fabaceae.